Messenger RNA from Fimicolochytrium jonesii, 1972 nucleotides. RefSeq lists its product as uncharacterized. Bases 210 to 1937 code for a protein of 575 amino acids. Lineage: Eukaryota; Fungi; Chytridiomycota; Chytridiomycetes; Spizellomycetales; Powellomycetaceae. The transcript is spliced from 7 exons. The record is from RefSeq and is a predicted model, not a curated record.
GUAUUAUAGGCCGCCGUCGCCAACAUAGACUAAUGCGAAGGUAACGCGUAGAGCGUUUGGGUGGCGCAGCCAGGGUGGACCUGAGUCGCGCGUUGCUCCCUCCCUGCAUAGAGGUUGCAUAUCCCACCCACACCCCGUUGUCCCGCACUGUCCUAUGGCAUAAGACUCCACAAACAACGACCCCGUUCACUUGAGCGACCGCUUCUGUGAUGGGCAUGCCACCGGAACGCAUACGCUCGACGUCGAACAUACCUGAGGCCGAACUAGAAUGCGCCAACGAUAUUGUUCGCCUGCCCUCGUCGCGCCGCCAAAACCCGCAGCCCGCAGCUCCACCUUCCCAUAAUGGCCCCAGGGCGUUUGAAUCGAAUACGUAUCCGUCGCCGCCAACGACAUUCUUUCCGUGGCUUUGGUACUACGUUGCCGGUCCACAGCUAAUGGAACUCCCUGCUUCUUCGCAAGUGAAUGGCACGACGCCCAAGCCCAUCCGCUCGUUGCGCGAUAUGGUGAAUUGCAGUGUCACGCUAUAUCCCCUGCUGACGACAUGGACGAUGUUCUCGGCGGCUUUAUUCGCUUGGCUCGGGAUCCUCUGCAUACCACUUUCGCCCAGUUCGGGAGCGAGAUCCGGGAGUCAACAAAUCUCUACCGAUCUGUCGAUUAACUACCCCGAUGGACCUCCGAUCAGUUAUUCGGUGUAUACCUUAGCGUUGCUUCCGUGCUAUGUGGUGUCCUCCAUAUUGUGCGGUGGGUAUUAUCUGCACUUCUAUUCUCCGGAUCUUUGGCCAGUGGGAUAUAUGGAUGCUGUGGGAGGGUUAGCAAUACCGACACUAGUCAUAACCGUUGGCUUGAAUCAUCUAAUGUACACAAUCCAUCCACAAGUCAUCACAUCCAAAGUAUGGGUAUGCGGACUUAUCGUAUUCGGCGGAAGCUACGGAAUGCUUUACGGCGCUAUCCGGAACGUUAAGCCAGGCGCCGGGUCGAUUCCAAACUUUGCCUCUACCGUGGUUUCCCAAAUGGCAAAUGACCCUCAGCUUGAUACAAUCAACGCAUCUGAUCCGGAAGUGAAGCAAGGGUCCGCCAGGACUCCCCCAGGGUCUCCGAUCACAGCAAAUUCCAGGUGCGCACCAACUGGUGGAUCGGUGGCGGAGAAAGCCUGCCGUAACAGCAUCGAUGGAAACGAAAACAUGCGCUCACCGCCAACCAAGUCGAUACCGCUGCGUACCAUGCUUUGGAUGAUGGUCCACCUCAGCGUGUUUUUGGGACUUUACUACAUGGGCCAAAUCCUGACGUAUUUCUAUUUCGAACACGCACCGUAUUCGCCCAUCAUUGAACUAUGCUGCAUCCAUACCUUCACAAACGUGUUCCAAGUGGCCACCCGCUUUGCAGCAAACUACAUUGGGACAAAGAUGAAUGUAACGCAUCUUGCAAUCGGUGGAGAUUUCUUCGGCACCCUUCUGCAUUCCAUGUUCCUCAAUAAUAUCUACACGAUGGAUCGUGCUCCAUCUUCAUGGGUUAUUCCCGUAUUCGGCAUGCUCUAUGGUUGUCAGCGCUUUCUUAUGAUCGCCCUGACGCUUACAGAUCUAUGGGAUCAAGUCGGCUUAAAAAUAAUUCGCGGUUGGAGGGUAGCCAACCAAUACCGAAGUGGCGACCUGAGGCCUCGCCAUUCCACCGAAGAAGGACGGGUUGUGGAACUCACGAGUCCGGACAAGAUCGUAGAUUUGAGUAAUUGCUAUCAGCAGUCGGUGGAAGCCCCCUUCGAAAGUGCCGAUCCUGACUUUGUGGCCCCGUCGCCUACCUCCGACCAUACGGGCAGGUGUGCGGUUAAAGGUUUCUUGUUUGACGAAUCACCGGCCAUAGAGAAUGAAUGUAUAAGUUCGAACGACGAUCCUGAAGUGGUACGUACUUCGCUAUAUCACAACUCGGACAUUUGGGGUUUCUGAUAUGGAAUUGUAGGCGAAGGAAAUCGAUGACAGAG